AGUCAUAAAACUCUAGUCGUCAGAAUCACAUGCCGCUGCACAACAAUAAUAAGGAAGUACAGAGAAUGAUUUGAGAGGGUUUUGAAGGAUUCUCAUCCAUAAAACGGGACAAAAGAUGAGAUUUUUAGGUGGUCUUGUGGCUUUUCUUUGCUGCUUUUACUCACAUGGAGCGACGGGUCAAAAUGAAGCAAUUAAAACUUUUGUGAUCCCACACAGUCACAUGGAUGUUGGCUGGGUUUACACUAUCCAGGUAGGUCUCUUGGGCAAAAAUCAUAGAAAACUGAACUAAGCUGAAAGGAAUGCGGAAUGCUUUUAAACAUCUCCUCAACAUGCCAGUUUAAAGUGGAUGAAUCAUGCGUGUAUAUUCUGUUUUAAAGUAAUAAAUGUGUUUUCCACAGGAGAGUAUGCACGCCUAUGCAGGCAAUGUGUACACCACUGUGACAGAAGAGCUGUCAAAAGCACCAGACCGCAGGUUCAUCGCCGUGGAGCAAGAAUUUUUCAGAUUGUGGUGGGAAAAUGUGGCCACAGACUCCCAUAAGAAACAAGUAUGCUUAAUAGUCCCAAUUCAUCUUAAAAAAUAAAUUAAAACAAAGGUCAAACUCUAUGUGACACAAGCCAGGUUGUCAUCAUUUUAAAGGAAAGUUACAUAAUCUUCAUGACUCUUAAAGUUUAGCCCCAGUGAAUAAUUAACAAGAUGGCCCUGUCAUCUUUCUAGGUGCGACGUCUAGUUAAAGAAGGUCGACUUGAGUUCAUCCUUGGAGGCCAAGUGAUGCACGAUGAGGCUGUAACUGAUCUAGAUGAUGAGAUAUUACAGAUGACAGGUACGAAGACACCUUUCAGUUUAAAAAUAAAGUCAAAAUUUUAGUGUUUUUUUUGUUACGGUUUGUUUCCCUGUGCUGUUUCAGAGGGACACGGCUUCCUCUACGAAACAUUUGGAGUGCGACCUCAGUUUUCCUGGCACGUGGACCCAUUUGGAGCGUCAGCCACCACACCGAUCCUGUUUUCCCUGGCUGGGUUCAACGCCCAUCUCAUCUCCCGCAUAGAUUAUGACCUCAAAGACAGCAUGCAGAAAAACAAGGUUUAAUCACCGAGAAACUAUGAUACAGCUUCAACAAACAAGUCAAAUUUUCUUCAUAGAUAUCGUUAAAGCUGCACCAGAUGUCCAUGUUGUUGAUCUCUUUCUUUGAUCUAGAAACUGCAAUUUGUUUGGAGAGGUUCCCCCUCUUUAAAGGAGAAGCAACAGAUCUUCACUCACACCAUGGACCAGUUCAGCUAUUGCACCCCAUCAUACCUACCAUUCUCCAACAGGUACAGCAACUAAAAGUUUGUAGUCUAGGUGCUCUUCUCCUGAAAAUUGGCAGGAGCAUGUUUCAUGGAGGGUUUUGCUUGUCUCAGUUCCGGUUUCUACUGGAAUGGAGUUGCUCUGUUUCCUGAUCCCCCCAAAAAUGGAAUUUACCCCAACAUGAGCCUGCCUGUUACCAAGGACACUGUGCAUGCAUAUGCCAAGACUAUGGUGGAGAACAUCAAGCAGAGGGCGGCAUGGUUCAGGACAGACAACGUGCUCUGGCCCUGGGUGAGUAAGGGGAGACAUAUGAAGCUUUUACUUGAUGUCAAAUCGAUUGUAACCUUGAUAAGUAUAUUUUUCAACUCCUCAUCUUCCUCAGGGCUGUGACAAACAGUUCUACAACUCAUCUGUGCAGUUCAACAACAUGGACCCUCUAAUGAAAUACAUCAACCAGAACAGUAAAGAGUUUGGGGUGACAGUGCAGUACGCCACUUUGAGUGAAUACUUCAAAGCUAUCUACCAAUCAGAUCUGGUCUGGGAAGUCCGUGGCAGUGAGGAUUUUCUCCCCUAUUCCACUGGUGAGACAUCCGUAAAUGUCAGUGAAUCAGUCACCUUGUGAGUAGAGAUUACAGUGGUUGUAUUUUGCAGAGCCGUACCAGGCGUGGACUGGGUUUUACGCCUCCAGAAACGUCCUGAAAGGAGUGGCACGACAAGCCAGCUCCAAGCUCCAUGCGGCUGAGACUCUCUUUACCAGAUACAGAAUCAGCUUCCCUGAUGGACCUGUGGCUGAAGACUGGGCCCUAGAUAAACUGAGGGCGCUGCGCUGGGCUGUCUCAGAGGUAACACUUUGAGUAAUAAGUGUUUUCAGGAAACAAGCUCUAAAAUCUUGUUCAGUUUUAACAGGAAGUGUUAUUCAUGUGUGUUUUCAGGUUCAGCACCAUGACGGCAUCACUGGCACAGAGUCCCCCAAAGUGGCCGACAUGUACCUGCAGCAUCUGACGCAGGCCAUGAUGGGGGUAGAGGAACUUCUUGCCGCACUCUUCCUGCUGCCCCACAGGCUUGAAUUACCCAGCAUCCUUGGCAGCCGCUACCACAAAAAAGGUACGAAUGAUAAGCAAGAGGGCUGUAGUGAACAUAGCUUCCUCUAAAUCAAGACAGAUGUUAACUCAAGCUUGAGGUAUCUUGAAUGUUUCCCUUGAAUGUUUUUAAUUCUCUCCCUGGCAGGUGUUCAUCAGCCUUUGGAGCAGCACGUCAUUGUUUACAACCCGUUAGCGUGGAACAUCACCACUAUCAUCAACCUCACCGCCAACUUCCCAUCUGCAGCCGUCUUUGACGAUGGUGGAAACCCUGUGCCGGCUCAGGUGGAGCACAGUAGUAAAUCUUAAAAAGUAGAACUAGAAAGUGUUAAAGGAAUAUUCCAUCAUAAAAGUUAGUUAGGGUCAAACACACCAUAACGAGUUAGACCCCCUCUCAAGAGAUGAAUGUUGCCGACCGCUUGCUUUUCUAGUUAUACCAACUUUAGUAACGACCACAGAUAGCAAUACAGAGAGCCACACACUCAACCAAAAUGCCACUUUUCAGCUACAAAUAAUGGCCAGAACAGCACCUAACUUCAUCAACUGUACAUAUGGGGGGUUGAUGGACUCUCUCCGUACAAACAAGUGGCUGCUGGAAGAGAGAAGGUGAGUUGUGUUUAGUCUCUUUGCUAAAGAAAUUAGAUGAAGCUAAAAAGAUAUUUGGUGGCUCGUGCUAUGGCUGGGACCCUAUAUGUACUGUUGAUGAAGUUAGGUGCUGUUCUGGCCAUUAUUUGUGGCUAAAGUGUGGCUUUUGGGUUGAGCAUGUGGCUCUCUGUAUUCCAAUCCUGUGGUCGUUACCAAAGUUGGUAUAACUAGAGAAGCAAGCAGUGGGCAACAUUCAUCCCUCGAGGGGGUGUCUAACUCAGUGUUACGUUGUGUUUGACCCUAAAUUAAUUUUACACCGGAAUAUCCCUUUAACUGGUCUAUUUUAAACACUUAAAAUCAUGAAAAUCUUUGAAUUACUCAGCAAUAUGUGUCCAAAGCUAGCUAACGUUGACUACUUUCUUUACCGUCACAGAUUCAGAGGGCAGCAUACUCCAAUGUGACCUAUGACCUCUUAAUCUUGGUUGAACUUGGAGGCCUUCAGCACAGGAAAUACCUGAUAAAGUUCUCGGAGAAGAAAUGCUCUGGAAGAUCCAAGUGCAGCUGGACGUAUGAAGCCAAAGGGGUUCAGUUAAAAAGACAAAAUACCGAGGAGUCAUCAAGAGCUGGGAGGAGACUCCUGCCUGUCCUGAACGAGUGCUACAAACUCAUGUUUGACCAGGAUACAAAUCUACUGCACAGCAUCACUUACCUGUGAGUUAAUGUUUACCAAAUCUAUUUGAAUUACUGUGUACAUUUAUGUAGAUAUACCUGUUAUUGUGCUUAUUCUACCUUAAAGCUACUGUGAGAAACUUUCUGUAAUAACAAAUACAUUUCCUUGUCUUUUAUAGUCAAGAAAAAAUAAAAGUAAAGCUGACCCAGGAUUUUUGGGAGUAUCACUCUAACGGAGAUGUCAAAGCUGGACCUAUCUCUGAUAACUACAUCUUCAGCGCUAAUGGCUCAGCUGUGCGAGCGUACAAAGCCGUGGAAAUGGAAAUCAUCCCUGGGAAGAUAGUCACUGAAAUCAGGCAGUACUUCUUCAGGUUGGUAACCUUAACUUUAGUCUGGUUAUGGCGUAUUUAUAACGGUAUCAAGCGUUUUGGCAUUAAAACUCAACUGUUCUGUCUUCCAGGGAGAAAAGUGAUAAAGACUACGCCUACUCUAUCACCACCCAUGUCCCAGAAUGCUUUGGGAUCGGACCACGUUGUCAUAGGCUGGAACAGACUUUCUCUCUAGGUCCUCUCAGUCUGAACACAGAGGUCGUACUCAGAACCCGCUCCUCCUUGAAGAACAACAGGACUCUGUACACAGAUGACAACGGCUUUCAGAUGAUGAAGAGGACAUACAGGAGAUUCAUUAAUAACACUUUGGCAAGAGUAAGACCUUGAAUAAACUGCUGAGAUUUCAAAAAUUCCUUAAACCAAACUUGUACAACUUUAACUCUUAUUUUUUUUAGAACUACUUCCCCAUGGUGCGGACUGCUUACAUUGAAGACGACCUCAGCAGACUGGUUUUUGUUAGCGACAGAGCUCACGGCGUGUCCAGCCAAGCAAACGGACAGCUAGAGGUAAGAACUAAAAACAUAAAACCUUUUUUUAAUCACAAUAAAAAGUUGUUAACAUCCUUUGCUUUCCACUCAGAUUAUGCUCCAUCGCCGACUCUGGAACAACCUACCCUGGAACCUCGGCUACAACCUCACCCUAAAUGACAGCUCGGUUGUAAAGCCCACUCUGUGGAUGACGCUGGGCUCCAUCAGUGCUACAUCCAAGUUCUACCAGAGGGAGGCGAUAGAGCUGCAGCACAGACCUGUCAUCAUGCCCAUAGACCAGCCACGUAAGUGAGAGUGUACAGUACACCACCAUUAGGCAGUUAUUCUCUGUAGUUAUGAGUCGAGUCAGACAGAUGUAUGACUUCUAGAGUGUCAAGAGUCUGGCUGUUAAAAGAACUUUUACACUACUCCAGAUUCUGAUUUUGGGGGGAAAAAAGAUGAAGUGUUUACUCUUAUUCCUUCAGAGAGGCCCUGGCAUGAAAAGGAACCAAAAGAGGGUCUUCCUGUGCGCUCAGUAGUCCUGCCACCCAACCUCCACCUGCUCAGCUUCAGUGUCCCAGGAUGGAACUACAGCUCCAACCACAACAUUCACCUCAGCCACGUUCAAUCAGGUCAGCCCUGUCCUCCCACCUUUACUAGGUAACUGUUGCACCUGAAUUUAGAGAAGAUUAAAAACAGAAUGUUUUUUUGUGUGUUAUACACAUUCAGGCCAAGACUCACACUCUAAACCAGACUAUGACCGUGUCCUGCUGAGAAUCAUGCAUCUCUUUGAGGAGGGGGAAGACCCAGAGCUCUCGAAACCAGUGACUAUAAACCUGAAGGUGGUUUUGAAAAUAUCCAAUUCCAUUUCUUCAUAUCAAUUUGAAAUGUCAAUGUUUAUUUUUAUUAAUUUCAAUGGAAUUUAUGUCAUUUUUUCCCUACAUAUAUAUGGUCAUUUCCUGUGUUAAUAGGAAGUUCUGCAGGGCAUAGGGGAAGUAAAAGUGCUGGAGGAGCGUUCUCUAACAGGAACCUGGGAUAUUAACAGUCUGCAGAGGUGGAAGUGGAACACUACAGAUAACUUAGACACAAGUAAGGAUGACUUGCAGGAAUUUGAACAAAAAUGAUGCUAUUUGAUGCAUUGUUAUUGGAAUAUUAUUUAAAAAACUCCUCUUUUGUUUUCUCUCUCUCAGACAGCAGAUGGUGUUUGAGUUGUGGAGCUGCAGAUUUCACUGUCACCAUCUCAUCCAAAGAAAUCAGAACCUUUUUUGUUCACUUUGUCUCCAGGAACCAUUAGGCCCUAAUGACUUUUUGUCUUCUGUGAAGAUCGCCAAUCUUAAGACACAAACUGCCAAUGCUUUUAAAGAGUUUACCCUUUGCUACACUGCUAAUCAAUGCUAUAUUUGCACAUGUUGUUAAUAAAGGAGUACUGAUGUGUUGAUUGAUUGUGA
This is a messenger RNA of Xyrichtys novacula (pearly razorfish), 5919 nucleotides long. The record is from the annotation of a GenBank genome assembly. NCBI's taxonomy places the organism in Eukaryota, Metazoa, Chordata, Actinopteri, Labriformes, Labridae.